AUGUCUUCCAAGUCUUCCAGGCCCCCUUCCUUCUCCCAACGCAGACUCAGCAGGACAAGUCUUCACAGCAAUAGGAGUCUGGAACAACUGGAAGAUAACAAUAACGGGCUGGGCAACCUGGCCGAUGAGCUGGGCCAAGCCUGGGACGGAGACGACGACGACGACGACCAGGGAGAACAAUCCAAUUUCCUCGAGGGACUAAGAGAGGGUAUUGCAGAGCAGGACUCGUCAAUGCGUGGUUUACACAGCCCUUACGGAAUGAAUGACAUGCACGACUUUGGCUUUGGCAUGGUGAUGCAAAGCCCACACCCGGCCCAACUCGACGGACCGUCACCUACGUUACACGUUCCGCAGACACGUCGCGAUUCCGAUCCCCGAGGCAGCAGGAAAUCCGGACACCAGAGACAUGAAUCCGCGUAUGAUGGCUCCGAUUAUGGACCAGAUUCAGAUCUUGAGCAGCCCGAUGAUUGCCUGCCCCCCAUCAUGCGGAAACGUAUACGCGACCUCGAAAAUCUGACUCGGCUCUGCAUCAACCCCGAGGAUGCGGUGAGUGAAGGUGGAGGCACGGUUCGUAGAACCAUACACGGAUUGAAAGAGCUUGGUCCGCAGGGCAAUAUUGAAUAUGGUGUGACUCGGCUGAUUACGGCGUAUACCUCGAUGGCAUCUCAUCGGACGAAUAAAACUAGGGAUCUCUUUACACAAAGCCAUUCUCUUUUAUAUGGCGGGCUAUUGAAUCUUCCCGAAGAAACGCUCGACUUGCUACUCGACGAGGUGAACGAACUUAUUCUUACUAUACCCUUCCUCCGUCAGCAGAACCCUCUGCUCUCCCUUCAGAUACUGGCAUCGCAGACGGAUGAGCUGGGCCAAACGCUACGUUCCAUCACAGACUUGCUACAAGAAUUCAAGUUGGCAGCCAACACUGCAAGUCGCAAGCUCAAGACGGUGCGAGAUCAGGUGGACGACAUGAGCAUUGAAGAGGAACUCGUCGAGAACAGCAUCAUGCUGAUCCAGGCCGGGGACUGGGAUCGAAGGUGCAGAACUAGACAAGCGGCCAGGACCUGCCAGGAGAUAUGUGAAGGGUUUGCGACCCGCUGGGGACUCGAAUUCGAUGCCAACCUAGCUGAAAGGCAAGAACAUGUCAAGUCGAGACCCUCGUUACAAGUGAUGGUGUCAGGUUAA
Molecule: messenger RNA, 1179 nt
Organism: Exophiala aquamarina CBS 119918
Lineage: Eukaryota; Fungi; Ascomycota; Eurotiomycetes; Chaetothyriales; Herpotrichiellaceae
Exons: 1
Coding region: 1-1179 (392 amino acids)
Source: RefSeq, a predicted model, not a curated record